UAAUACUAAGUUUCACUAACUCAGACUGUAGGUUCUUUUCAAGUGAGAGCCACUUCAUGCAGGAGAGCUGCAUAAAUCAUCAGAUGGCUGGAUUUUCCCUUUAUUGUCUCAGAAACUGUUUUCUGGUUUUCCCUCUUCUUGUACAUUUUUGUCAGUCUCGGUUAAUUGGGCCAACUCAGCCAAUUAUUGCAACAGCUGGAAAAGACAUCACUUUGCCAUGUCACCUGGUACCUGGAGAAAAUGUUGCUGCAAUGACUUUGGAGUGGACAAGACCUGAGCUGGACCCCAGAUUUGUGUUUCUGUGGCGUGCAGGUCAGGACCUCAUAAAUAUGAAAAAUCCGUCCUACAUAGGUCGAUCAUCAUUGUUCACUGAUGAGCUGAAACAUGGAAACACUUCACUGAAACUGUGCAAAGUAAAACCUGCAGAUGAAGGCAGAUACAGAUGUUACAUCCCAGACAAGGAUGAAGAAGCUUUUAUUCAUCUUGUGGUCGCAUCAGGUGCUGUCUCCUCACCUGUCAUCAGCUUAGCAAACCUUGAUAAAGCCAUCAGUGGAGUGGUGUUACAGUGUGAGUCUCCAGGCUGGUAUCCAGAGCCUGAGCUGCUGUGGUUGGACGGUGAGGGAAACCUCCUCUCUGCUGGACCUACAGAGACCCUCAGAGGUCCUGAUGACCUCUAUACUGUCAGCAGCAGAGUGACUGUGGAGAAGAGACACAGCAACAACAUCACCUGCAGAGUCCAACAGAGGAACACCAACCAGAGCAGAGAGACACACAUACAUGUUCCAGAUGAAUACUUCAAGCUCACAUCCAGUUCUGCUGCUCCCAUCAUCAUUGGUGUUGUUGUUAGUUUGGCUGUAAUCAUCUUGAUUUUAAUUGGAGUUUUUUUCAUCUGGAGACGAAACAAAACAAAUGUCAGGAAACCUCACUGCUUACAAAAAAAACAAGAAACAACAAAAACUGAAACGGACCAAGAGCAGGAGACACUCAUGACGCAGGACAACGUGCCAGAGGAAAACCAGGAAGCUGACAAGAAGUUUAAGAAGGAUGAUAAAAAACAGGAUUUCCAGGAGGCGAAACAACCAGAUGUCACAGAAGUGGUGAACCACCAGAACACCCUAGAGCUUGACACCCCCAGAAGGACAAACACAAACACAUUCGUGGCCACGACUCAAACGAGAGCAGAGGAGCGCCCUGGAGGGGGACACCCAGCAGGCACAGAGCAGAAGCCCCAGGCGUCUGUGGGGAUGAGCUCACAGGCUCAGCCAGCAGCCGACUGCACCAGAGCAGACCGACCUCUGAGCCCAGAGACUCAAGACCCAAGGGCCCCCCACACCCCAACAGGGGCCCGACCAAGCAGCUGCCAGGAAAAACAGGAAGCUGACAAGAAGAUGAAGGAUGAUGAAACACAAGAUUUCCAGCCGGAGGUGAAACAACCAUCUAUCAAAGAACGUACGAAACAGUUUGAGGAAAACCAACAGAGUCCUCCAGACGAUGACACCCCCAGGAAGACCACCACAGGCAAAAUCAAGACCCCAACUCAGAUGAGAGCAAAGGACAGCCCUGGAGGGGGAAAUCCACCAGACACAGAGCAGAAGCCCCACAGGUCUGUGGCGAUGAGCUCACAGGCUCAGCCGGCAGACGGCUGCACCAGAGCAGACCGACGUCUGAGCCCAGAGACCCAAGACCCAAGGGCCCACCACACCCCAACAGGGGCCCGACAGAGCCAGGGAGUCCAGGCCCGACCAAGCAGCUGCCAGGUACAUUUGGAGAAAAACCAACAUGCAGCUGAGGAGAAGCUGAAGGAGGAGCAUCAUCAAAUGGAGAAGAAACAUGCAGAGAUCAGCAACAUGAAGAAAGAACCAGAGACGAGCAAACUCAAAACACAAAGAAAAUCUCAGAGAAAUUUCCAGGAACAGAAUAAGAGCAGCUCAGCCAAUCACAGCUCAGCGAGAGGUGACAUCAUCUUGGACAAAGUCGACAAACUCGGCAUGUACAUCUGUCUGAAAAACACUUCCAGUGAGAAUAAAUUGAUGGGAGAUUGGGAGGUAAAACUACAGGUCAACGAAACACAACCAGUCACAUACAAAGUUGAAACAAACUUUACACUGAAAGCUGGAGAGCGACUCACUUUACACCGAAAAGGUGCUAUGAAACCGUAUCCUGACGAUGCUGAGAUGAUGUGGAUGGGAAUGACAGACUGGGAGUUUGGAGAUGACCUGAAGAUCAGCCUCAUCAGCAACACUGGAGAAGAGCACAGACUAAAGUGAUGCUUUUUACAAACAGGGCUACAUCAUGUGAAUUCACCAGAGCGACUUGUUUGUUUGUUUUUGACAAACAAACAAG
This is a messenger RNA of Oreochromis aureus, 2343 nucleotides long. RefSeq lists its product as uncharacterized. The record is from RefSeq and is a predicted model, not a curated record. The coding region runs from base 57 to 2267 and encodes 736 amino acids. Gene Ontology annotation, cellular component: membrane. The transcript is spliced from 13 exons. NCBI's taxonomy places the organism in Eukaryota, Metazoa, Chordata, Actinopteri, Cichliformes, Cichlidae.